Budorcas taxicolor (takin) is the source of this 417-nucleotide messenger RNA. Its product is annotated as protein FAM156A/FAM156B-like. Bases 1 to 417 code for a protein of 138 amino acids. Lineage: Eukaryota; Metazoa; Chordata; Mammalia; Artiodactyla; Bovidae. The transcript has a single exon. The record is from RefSeq and is a predicted model, not a curated record.
AUGGAAGAAGAACAAGAAUGGGGAAAUUCCAGGUUACCUCAGAAUAAAAAGAAGUUAGUGGAACACACCAAACGGAGAUAUGUCAAGCCCAUGGCACCUUAUCAGACUGACAGAAAAGCAAAAACCUCUUCUUCGUGUGAUAUAGAUCAGAAGAGAUUCAAAUGUGAAUGCUGCUACUGCCAGAGAUAUAUGGGGAACGCUUCUGGAAUCUCAACGGGGAGAAAAGCAACCUCUCAUUCUUCCUCCUGGGAUGAAUUAAUACAAGAACUUAGUAACUUGAUGCUCCACUCUGGCUCCACCCAACCCCCUCUUCUACAAGAACGGGUACAGGAAAAAGAGAAGAGCCCAAAACAGAGGCAGCAGAAAAACAAAAGAAUGUUUCAGAAAAGAAUGCUCCUAAAAGAAUGGAAAGACUAA